This is a messenger RNA of Lactuca virosa, 597 nucleotides long. NCBI's taxonomy places the organism in Eukaryota, Viridiplantae, Streptophyta, Magnoliopsida, Asterales, Asteraceae. The record is from the annotation of a GenBank genome assembly.
AUGGAGUUCCUGAUCGAUGUUCUUUCUCUUCCUGAACCAGUGGGCGAUGACGACAAUGACGUUUAUCAUGGAGAUACUUUUGAUACUAUUCAUCUACGUAAUUCUGGUGAUAAGUUGAUAGUGAAAGCGAUACUGAUGUAUCAAAUUCAUGAUGUUGCUGAUAUACUCCAGUCAAUGCUUAAAUCUGAUCAAGUAGUUAUUAUUAUUUCAGGAAGUUCUAUCAAUCCUAGUAAGAGAACAUAUCCAGAAGAAAUGAUCCAGACUGGUAUCUCCACAAUUGAUGUGAUGAAUUCAAUUGCUAGAGGACAAAAGAUUCCUUUGUUUUCUGCUGUUGGUCUUCCUCACAAUGAGAUUGCUGCUCAAAUCUGUCGUCAAGCUGGUUUAGUCAAGCGAUUGGAAAAAAUUGAAAACUUGCUUGAGUCGGGUGGAGAAGAGGACAACUUUGCCAUUAUUUUUGCAGCUAUGGGAGUGAACAUGGAGACUACACAGUUUUUUAAACGUGAUUUUGUGGAAAAUGGCUCCAUGGAAAGAGUGACACUUUUUAUAAAGUUAUAUCUUCAACAUAGAAGAAAAGAAAUAGAAGAUAAGAGAAUUUGA